AUUUACAUGCCCCUCCCUUCUUAUAUUUCAUCUCCCAAACUCUUUACCAGAUAACCGCCAAAGAAAAGAAAUUCAGCAGACUAGUGAAAAUGAUUCUCCCCAUCAUCUUCAUCUUUUGCCUCCUCUCCUCCACCUCCCAAGCUUCUGUUCUAGAUUUUUGUGUUGCAGAUUAUGCAGGUCCCAACAGUCCUGCAGGAUAUUCUUGCAAGAAGCCUUCAAAGGUGACUGUCAAUGACUUUGUGUUCCAUGGACUAGGCGUUGCAGGUAACACCUCAAACAUUAUAAAAGCUGCAGUGACACCCGCUUUUGAUGCUCAAUUUCCAGGCCUCAAUGGCCUUGGAAUUUCCUUGGGUCGUUUGGACAUAGAAAAAGGUGGGGUUAUACCACUUCACACCCAUCCUGGAGCCUCAGAAGCACUUGUUGUACUUCAAGGUUCAAUCACUGCUGGUUUUGUCUCAUCUGAUAACACUGUAUACCUCAAAACUCUCAAGACGGGAGACACUAUGGUGUUUCCACAAGGUUUACUUCAUUUCCAGAUCAAUGCUGGUGGGACGUCGGCCCAGGCUCUUGUGACCUUCAGUAGUGCAAAUCCAGGCCUCCAGAUCCUUGAUUUCGCGUUGUUCAAGAGUGAUUUGCCUACCCCAUUGAUUGCACUCACCACUUUCCUUGAUGUCGCUCAGGUGAAGAAGCUCAAGGGUGUUCUUGGAGGCAAAAAUUAGAAGUACUGAGAGAUUGUUGUCCUUGUAAAGAGAUUGGCCUCAAAGAGUGUCUCUUAUGUUUGAUUCAUUUCACACCUUGGUUUUCGUUUUAAGUUGGUCGUGUUUGUAUUAAUGGGAUUCUUGUUGAGCAGUGUGUUGGUACCAAGGUUAAGAAAUAGUAGUAGUCUGACAUUGUUUUUGUUUAUUGUUUCUAGUUGUCGAGUAUUUGUAUGAGUCAGGUGAUUUCUAACUUCAGAAAAUUGUGCCGCAAGAGAUGAACAAAAUGUAUGGUCUUUAUGUUAAUGUGUCUGAAAUGGGACGUUAUCUUCUCUAUCUUUAACUCAUUUUCAAUCAAUGUAUGCUCAAAUGUUGUGAGAGUA
This is a messenger RNA of Neltuma alba, 1078 nucleotides long. RefSeq names its product auxin-binding protein ABP19a-like. Lineage: Eukaryota; Viridiplantae; Streptophyta; Magnoliopsida; Fabales; Fabaceae. Bases 90 to 719 code for a protein of 209 amino acids. Gene Ontology annotation, molecular function: manganese ion binding. The transcript has a single exon. The record is from RefSeq and is a predicted model, not a curated record.